Saccostrea cuccullata (small rock oyster) is the source of this 1233-nucleotide messenger RNA. RefSeq lists its product as uncharacterized. The record is from RefSeq and is a predicted model, not a curated record. NCBI's taxonomy places the organism in Eukaryota, Metazoa, Mollusca, Bivalvia, Ostreida, Ostreidae. The transcript is spliced from 3 exons. Bases 1 to 1233 code for a protein of 410 amino acids.
AUGGCCUUAACUUUCACAUACGGGGUUAGACCCGUGUUAGAAAAUAAGAUAUCUUCAGAAAGGCCUGGGAGACAAAAAGGAAUACGAGAUUUGAAAGAUACUUCAAAACAGGCCAACAUGGCUGGAGUGAAUCUAGGAGGUACUAAGAAAAGAAAGAAGACAUUGAAAAAUACUUCGGGAAUGCCCGAUUCCUGUGCGUGUGGGAUGAACAAUUUAGAAUUGUUCCAAGUCCCUCCCACCAACAUUGCUUUAGAAGAGUCGAAAUGGGAAGAAUAUUACCCUAUUUCCAGUACUAUAGAUUCCGACACGGCUCCCAUCGAAUUUGAAAUUAAAGGACAAGGAGACCAAUAUCUGGAUUUAUCUCAAACUUAUCUUCAAAUGGUCUGUCAAUUUACUCAAAAUGAUGGAAGUGCUCUGGCUGGAGAUGCGGCUAAAAUAGCUCCGGUGAAUAAUAUCUUACAUUCCAUGUUUACGGAAAUCAAUAGGCUCUGGGAGUUUCCGGCGCAGCUGCUAGCUGCCGCUCAAGAUGGCAGUGUGACCAUUAGCAAACCCAUCCUCACAGAGUACCCGGACAAUUCUAAAAACGAAGGAUUCAGAAAAAGAAACCAAGCUAUUGCUGGGAGUAAGAAAAUCACUUUGCUGGAUCGUUUACAUCUGGAUUUGUUUCAACAAGAUCGAUUUCUACCUAAUGGAGUGGACGUCCGUUUGCGAUUUAAUCGAGCUAGACCUGCUUUCUACCUGAUGACUGGUCAAGCCAAUACGGGAAAAAUCAAGAUUUUGAGUAUGGUCUUGUGGGUGAGAAAAAUCAAACCUGCCCCUACUUUGAUGAAUCAAAUCAAUCAAAAUCUGAAUACUCACAGAGCCAAAUAUCCCUUGAGAAGAGUGGAAGUGAAAACCUUUACCAUCCCCACAGGAACUCAGUCUAAGAUUACAGAUCAUCUGUUUCAAGGCCAGAUGCCUAAACGUCUCAUUUUAGGCUUUGUGGAGAAUGCGGCCUUUAACGGAGAUAAAACAAAAAAUCCCUUUCAUUUCCAAAACUUUGGGAUUAAGAAAUUAGAUGUCAGUAUCAACGGAGAGACCAUGAGUAAUCGUUGUUUUGAACCUAAUUUCAACGACGAUUUAUAUCUGAGAUCUUAUCUCAGUCUGUAUCAAGCCCUGGGAAAAUUAGUAGAAGAUUGGGCUCCAGACAUUACCCUAGAAAAGUAUAAAAGCGGCUUCACUCUAUGGUGUUAA